UGAAAUCUUGCAGUUCGACCGGCGUCGCUCCAAUCACCCAUUACAACAGAUGCGAAUAGAAGUCCUUGCGGCGGUUCCAGUCGACACGACGGACGAGGAGGUAGCGAGUAAAAUCCAUGAGGUUCAUUGUUUUGUGAGAUGGUAUUCGUGAUUCUAUGAGGUCCAUUCCCGCUUCCUUCUUCAUCUGCUGUCGUUCCUUUCGCUGCCGACGGCUGCCUGUCUCCAUGGCUCGCUGGUUUGCAGUGUAGCGAAACGUUGUACCAUUGCCGUCUUGGCAGUAGAGAAUGUCGCGCUUGUUUGGGUCGAUAACAACAACAUUCUCUGCUGUUCGACAAGCAGGUAAGUUUUUCUCCAUGUAUUGCGCUUUCACUUCGUCCUCCAAACUCUUUGCUGACUUUCUCGCUCCGCGCUUUCCAUACUUGUCUGCUUCUGGGUGCUUUAGGUAUACAGACACCGAGGUUCCAUCCGUCGUGAUCGAACCCUCAAACUGCAUACUGCGGCGAGACCGAAAAGCUUUGGUACGUAGAUUACAGACGCGCAACCAUAAAUCGACCUUCUCUACGGCUUCUGCUUCUUGGCGGGUGAUGCAGAGGAUGUGGGCGUAGAGAAUGACCGUGUCAAUGCGAAUAUGGGACUGAAUCAGAGACCGACGAAGAGGGAUUGCACUGAACCGACGGAAGCCAUGUCGUUCAUACAGCCGAGAGAGUUUGCAGUACGCGGGAAAAAAUGACAUUGGAUCAGCAACAAUGGCAUAGGCAAGGGGAUCGUUGGGAAGGAAUGGGAGAUCCAAUGACCAAAUCUCUUCAAGAACCUCGCUCUCCAGUGGUGUUAAAUCCAGCGACUCGGGCACGAUAUCAAAAAGAAAAACUGACUUCAAGUAGCGUAGUCGAGUAAAGAAAGCUUUCCGCGCAUUGCUUUUCAGUGGCAGUUGCUUCUGUCUCUUCACGUCAAGCCGCAGAUUGAUAUAUCGGAGCAGCAUCUGCAUGAAAUGCUCUUGAACGUUGACUCUCAGGUUCGUCAUCAUACUCGCUGUCAGGUAAUUGACUGAUUGCUGCUCUUUUUGUAGAUUUGGGGGAACGAAGCCGACGAUUUGGCAGUACCGUUGGACAUAUGGCAACAAGGAUUUGCGCAAUGCCCUUUUCGCAUCAAUUUUUGGUUGCCAAGCCUCUCCUUUGUUGAGAAGAUAGAGAAGGGCUUCGAUUGUAUCUUUGUGAACAACCGGGAAAGACGAUGUGGAUGUGGAUGUGGAGAGGAUGUAGAAUUUGAGAGCGUGGGAAGCGUGGUCGGCGAGUUGAUGGAUGAUGGUGAUGUAAGUCUAGAAGCCGUUGGCGAUAGAUCUCGUUUGGCAGGAAAGCUUUUGCAAAGGAAGUCUUGUUACAGGUAUGUAAGGUGGGUUUGUCGACUUUUUGCUUCUUUUUUGGUGGCAUGCUGAUAUCUGUAGAAAAAGAUGAAAGCCUGGGAAAAUGGACGAUGACUAUUAUAGGAUUUUUGGAUCAAACAAACCAUAGUUCAUGAGUCUAAAUCGAGUAAAAUUAUGAUUAAAUUGGUUGGAAUCUUUGUACUAGUGCCAAUACCCAUCGGCUCCGCACUAUGUACAAGGUAUCCGCCAAAGUGUGGAGGUUCUAAUAUGACGGAGGGGAGAUAUCCACUACACUAUCACUCUUCAGGACCUCUAGUUGUCUUCGUCCCUUUCUCAGCAUGAACUCAAUCGUAGAUAUAUC
Messenger RNA from Spizellomyces punctatus DAOM BR117, 1721 nucleotides. RefSeq lists its product as uncharacterized. Lineage: Eukaryota; Fungi; Chytridiomycota; Chytridiomycetes; Spizellomycetales; Spizellomycetaceae. The coding region runs from base 285 to 605 and encodes 106 amino acids. The transcript is spliced from 2 exons. The record is from RefSeq and is a predicted model, not a curated record.